AUGCAAGGAGUUCGUGGAGUAGUGUCCUGCGCUUCAUGCCGGCAGAGAAAACUGAGAUGCGAUCGCACCGAGCCAUGCAACAACUGCGUUGCGCGCAAGGUUGAAUGCAAAUAUUCUCUGGCAACACGUAGCCGGCCGCUUGCGCAGAGGCAGCAGGGAAGCCAGCCGCAGCUUGAAGGUCGCCUCCGCCAUCUCGAACAGCUCAUAGGCACGCUCGUGGCUGAGCGCUCAAGUAGCAACGACUUGCAAUCUACGACCAGCAACCGAGAUGUCAGUGACUCAACCAUGCUCAAUGGCCCUGCCUUGCGGUCUAGCCCCAGCGGUCAGCCAAGUGAUUCUGAUUCCGCCGCCUUGGACGACGUCAAGCCAGGCCGGAUCGUGGAGAGCAACAGCCAAAUGACGUUUGUUUCUUCUGAUCAUUGGAAAGCAAUCCAAGAUGAGAUUGCCAAGGUUCGCGAGUACGUGGAGCUGGAGAACUCGGCGCUUCCAGACCUCCCAGACGAGAUAGAGCCCACGUCCUCUGACGGCCCGAUAAUUCUAGAGGGGACGUGCGAAUCAACCAUGGACAACAUCCUAUCUGACAUUCCUCCGAGGGCAAUAGUUGACAGGCUGGUGUCCCGAUACUUCAACUCAAAGGAGCCCACUAUUGUGGCUAUCCACGCACAACCGUUUCAAAAAGAGUACAAGCGAUUCUGGCUUGACGAAUCCAACGUCACCCAGCCCUGGAUCGCAAUGCUCUUCGGAAUCAUGUACAUGGGCACGUUUCUAUAUGUCCGAUCUCAAGAUCAGCUGCCAGAGUCGUUUGGCGACCCUCGGCUCGUCAUGGAUACAUUUAGAAGACGUGCCGCCGAAUGUCUCAUCCUUUCUAAAUACGCGACUCAUCCCACCACCUACACGCUCGAAGCGCUCCUCCUCAACGUUCAGUGCGAAUUUGUUCGACAGCCUGAUGCGAAUCUGGGGGUAUGGGUGCUCGCCAGUGUUGCCACACGUCUAGCAAUGCGCAUGGGAUACCACCGGGAUCCCAAGAACUAUGAUCAGAUCUCGCCAUUCCACGGCGAGAUGCGGCGACGCGUCUGGGCAAUGAUCCUUCAACUUGACACUCUAACUUCGUGUCAACUUGGGCUCCCUUCGAUGAUAAACACCCGUCAGUGUGACACGGAGUUGCCGCGCAACAUCCGCAACGAAGACUUUGAUGAGACAUCUGUCGCUCUCCCUCCUCCCCGGCCCGAGACGGAGUUGACGCCGGUACUGUACACGAUAACCAAAGCACGUAUGCUGGCAGUUUUCUGUGCUAUUUUCCAACAAGUAUGUCUGGUUAGACCGGAACGAUACGAACAAGUCAUGGCGUUGGACCGGCGCCUGCACCAGUCUUAUACGUCCAUCCCGCCUUGUCUUCGUAUCGCCAACGUUGAGGACUGCAUCAUGGUGCCUUCUGAUCUAUUGAUCAAACAAUACCAUCUUGAAAUACUCUAUCACAAAGCCCGAUGUAUCUUACACCGUCAUCAUAUGGCAAAGUCGUAUCAAAAUCCCGAAUUCGAGUAUUCCAAGCUAUCUUGUCUCGAUGCAGCAAUGAUGCUCCUCACGCACCAAGAAAACAUCUUCAAGGAAGUCCAGGCCGGGGGGAUUCUAUUCAGGGAAAAAUGGUUCAUAACGUCCCUUGAGCAGCACGACUUCAUUCUCGCCUCAAUGAUCAUCUGUCUUGAACUAAGCUCCAACCCACAGGGACAGGACCCCAGCGCUCUCCAAAUGGGCGAACAGAGUCCUCCAAAAUACAACAAAGAACAUCUCAAUGAUGCCGUUCGUAAUUCGCAUCGCUUCUGGGGCGAGUUCAAGUCAGGCUCUGUCGAAGCCCUACAAGCAUUCCGAGUGCUCUCCGUCCUGCUUGACAAGGUCGCAAUUACUCCAGAACUGCAGAGAAGGCAGGAUGCAUUUUCUACAACGCCCGCUAGUUCUCAUGAAAGAAACCGAAGUCUGUGCACUAGCGAUGGUGGCCAUCUCCCAUCAUCUACCAACGUGCCGAUGCUGCAGAGAAUAGAAGACGUACAAAACCCGCAGCCGGGGCUCGCCCCAAGGCUCGAAGAGAUCGGCGGAAUGCUAAACAGUCCAGAUCUUGUCAAUUGGGAUCUUUGGGAAUCGUAUAUCCAAGAGUCCCGCUUAGAAAUGGAGUUUUAAGGGUCCCAAAACUUGUUCCAGAUGUAGUAAUUGGAGAAAAUAGUU
Molecule: messenger RNA, 2217 nt
Organism: Ilyonectria robusta
Lineage: Eukaryota; Fungi; Ascomycota; Sordariomycetes; Hypocreales; Nectriaceae
Product: fungal-specific transcription factor domain-containing protein
Exons: 7
Coding region: 1-2172 (723 amino acids)
Biological process (GO): DNA-templated transcription; regulation of DNA-templated transcription
Cellular component (GO): nucleus
Molecular function (GO): DNA binding; DNA-binding transcription factor activity, RNA polymerase II-specific; zinc ion binding
Source: RefSeq, a predicted model, not a curated record